This is a messenger RNA of Fimicolochytrium jonesii, 897 nucleotides long. Its product is annotated as DnaJ domain-containing protein. Gene Ontology annotation, cellular component: endomembrane system. The transcript has 4 exons. Bases 1 to 897 code for a protein of 298 amino acids. The record is from RefSeq and is a predicted model, not a curated record. Lineage: Eukaryota; Fungi; Chytridiomycota; Chytridiomycetes; Spizellomycetales; Powellomycetaceae.
AUGUUCCGCAAGCAUAUGCAACUUGCCCUUCUGCUGCUGGGCUGUUUCCUUGUGCCAGCAGCCCUCGCCUGGGAGCAAGCCGAUUAUGAGAUCUUCGACUUGAGCGACGCUUUGAAGAAGAGCGCAGAGGCCGAUGUGGAUUUCUAUUCUGUGUUCAACCUCACUCGCACUGCCACCGUUAGUGAGAUAACCAAAGCCUACCGUCAGCUCUCCAAGACGAUCCACCCUGACAAGAACCCAGAUCCAAAAGCCGGAGAGCUGUACACGGUCCUCACAUCAGUGACUACCCUUUUGAAGGAUGAGAAGUCCCGUGAACGCUACGACAACCACCUCCGGAACGGCAUCCCCAAAUGGCGUGGAACUGGUUACUAUUACAACCACUACAAGCCCGGAUUCUUUGGGAUCUUCGUCAUCAUUCUGGUCGCAUCCAGUUUCGUGCAAUACGUGUCGGCAUGGAUUCAAUACCAGCAGAGGAAGGGUCAGGUCGCGGAGGCACAGGCUUCCGUGAACAACCUCACUUACCAGCAAGUGAAGAAGCAGUUGAAGAAGCGAGGCGCUUCUGAUUCCCCCAACCUUUCGCGUAAGGCAUUCAAGAACACCUCCGCCAUCGAACUUCUGGCGUCCACCGGUGAACUGCCGCCUCAAUUGGUGGCCAUUCCGCCAUCGGUGAAGGAUACGGCCUUGGUUAGGUUGCCUUUGUGGGUGUUCUCCUUGCUGGUGAGCAUUCCGUCUAGGCUCUCUGGUCGGGAACCAGUGCAAGUUGCUGGCGAGCAACAAGCAGCGGACUCCCCGUUCACAUCGGACUCGGAAGGAUCGGGACGGGAUGACUCUGGCUCGGAGGGAACGAAGAACCGCCGCAGGCGGAAGGUCGGAUCGUCUUCAAACUUGGCGGAGUAG